UUCAGUUCUCAUUACCACUCUGCAUUCUCGACUUUAAACAACUCCAUAUUUUUAGCAUCUCGCUACGUUACACGCAAACUUGUAUAAUCCAACAUUUACUAAAAACAAUACUAAAUCAAACUUAAAUAUUUACAACCUAAAUAAAAUAGCACAUUUUAUCUAAUUUGUGGAAUUAUCUGUAAAAGUACGUGAAUAAGUUAUCUUGUGAAAUGGAAUCAAUUUUCACCUUUAACCAAGCAAAUUAUGUUGGACGUCUAGAGUCCAGCUUCCUUGCUGAAGUUUGUUGCAUGGAGGAGGGAGUUUUGCAAUCUGAUCGCCACACGCCAUACCUUCGCGUCAUGCUGACGCAGGAUGACGGGGCGACAAUUAUGGUGGCAAUAGCUAUCGGGAAUUUUUACUACGUGGCAAAAAUCCUAUAUCAGGUCGGGAAUGUUUACUGCUUUCCAAGAGGAAUGUUUGAGAUCCGUCGCCGUAAUCUACAGUUCCGGUCUUGGUCAAGUUAUCCAUACGACUUGUGGUUUAUGUACGAUUCUGCCACAUCUGAUGAAUCGAGUCCCAGAUCCUGUCGGACUUCAGACUUGGAAGAGUCGAUGCAAAACAUGAGCAUUUAAAUUUGUAUAUUUAAUUUAAUUUUGUGAUGUAGAUACAUAUUUAUAAUAUCUAUUUAUCUACGCAAAUAUCAUAUUUUACAUACAUAUAUUGUUUUAUGUUAUGCACUGAUUAGUAAUGAUUGUAAUAUUUAAAUAUGUUUACUUGUAAUUAAAUACUUGCGUUAUGUAAUUGUUGGUACGUCUUCAACCUUCGUAAUAAAACGCGUUAUGUACAUA
Folsomia candida is the source of this 827-nucleotide messenger RNA. RefSeq lists its product as uncharacterized. The transcript is spliced from 4 exons. Bases 210 to 611 code for a protein of 133 amino acids. The record is from RefSeq and is a predicted model, not a curated record. Lineage: Eukaryota; Metazoa; Arthropoda; Collembola; Entomobryomorpha; Isotomidae.